UACUUUCUGAUUACUCCUACUCCUAGUCCUAGCUACUUUCUUUGCUUUCAUUUCUUCCAUACAUGGCGGCCAAUCAAACCAAAGCUUUCGACGUUGAGGGACAAGUCCAAGAGGGAGAAGAGGAAAUAAAGGUUUUCGAUUAUGCCAAAAGAGCACAGUGGCUUAGAGCUGCCGUAUUGGGCGCCAAUGAUGGGUUGCUUUCCACUGCAUCCCUAAUGAUGGGAGUUGGAGCCGUUAAAAAGGACGUUAAGACCAUGAUCCUCACGGGUAUCGCCGGCUUGGUCGCUGGAGCGUGUAGUAUGGCCAUCGGGGAGCUCGUCUCUGUUUAUUCGCAGUACGAUAUAGAAAUGGCUCAAAUGAAGAGAGAGGGUAAGACUGAAAGCAUGGGAGCCAAGGAGUUAGAAGCUGAGAAGGAGAAAUUGCCGAACCCGUGGCAGGCAGCCGGAGCGUCGGCCCUUGCAUUUUCGGUGGGGGCAUUAGUGCCGCUGCUCGGGGCUGCGUUUGUGAAGGAUUAUGUUGUGAGGGUCGGGGUGGUGAUAGGGGUUGUAAGCUUUGCCUUGUUAGGGUUUGGAUGGUUAGGUGCAGUGCUCGGGAAGGCACCUGCGGUGAAGUCGUCUUUGAGGGUGUUGGUUGGGGGAUGGCUCGCCAUGGGAGCUACUUUUGGCUUAACCAAGCUCGUUGGGUCAACUGGACUCUAAUCAUCAUCACCAUAUAUAUAUAUAUAUAUAUAUAUA
Messenger RNA from Alnus glutinosa, 734 nucleotides. Its product is annotated as vacuolar iron transporter homolog 3-like. Gene Ontology annotation, biological process: intracellular manganese ion homeostasis. Bases 63 to 698 code for a protein of 211 amino acids. Lineage: Eukaryota; Viridiplantae; Streptophyta; Magnoliopsida; Fagales; Betulaceae. Gene Ontology annotation, cellular component: membrane. The transcript has a single exon. Gene Ontology annotation, molecular function: iron ion transmembrane transporter activity; manganese ion transmembrane transporter activity. The record is from RefSeq and is a predicted model, not a curated record.